Molecule: messenger RNA, 1089 nt
Organism: Prunus armeniaca (apricot)
Lineage: Eukaryota; Viridiplantae; Streptophyta; Magnoliopsida; Rosales; Rosaceae
Source: the annotation of a GenBank genome assembly
AUGGCUGGAGGUAGUGAUUCCUUGAAGGAGAGAGUGUCAAGGAUAGAGAAUUUCCUUAGUACCGUGUCUGGAGAUGAAGCUGAGAGUAUGGUUGCCCAGAUGGAAUAUCUCAAUGCCAAGAUAGCAGAGAUCGAGAAAAUCCUCGAAGAAUUGAAAGCUUCGAUGGAGAGGAAAGUCACCGAUUGUCUAGGUGAUAUGGAUGGCUUAGCGGAGGCCGUCGAUGGAAAGCUCAAGGAGGUGGAGACAGAAUUGAGCGUGGUGAAGCUUGUUGUGAGUGGCAGUGCUUCGAGUCAUGAGGGUUCAAUGACGACCAAGAUAAAGGUGCCUAGACCAAAGGCUUAUGUUGGCAAACGAAGCUCCAAAGAGUUGGAGAAUUUCUUGUGGGAUAUGGAGCAGUAUUUGAAAGCUGCUAAAGUUCCGGAUGCUGAGAGGGUCACGAGCAUGUACUUGGCAGGUGAUGCUAAGUUGUGGUGGAGAACUCGUGCACAAGAAGUGGCAAGUGGGGGCAGAUCUACUAUUGAAGAGUGGGUGGUGCUGAAGAAGGAAUUGAGAGCCCAGUUCCUUUCGUGCAAUGUUGCAUGGCUUGCAAGGGAAGCUUUGAAGAAUUUGAAGCAACCUUGGGCACAGUCGGAAUUGAGGAGACAAGAUGUUAGGAGCCUCAACUCUGCCAUUGCUGCAGCAGAAAGACUGAUGGACUACAGAGCAGUAGUCACUUCCAGUGGGAUGAAAGAGCAAGGUGGGAAGAGACAUUUGGAAACCAAAGGGGCUGACAAGGGAAAGGAAGCCAAGGUUGUUCAAGAUGGUGCCAAGAGUGUGGAAAGCAAGGACAAGAAGACGUUCUCGGGUUGCUUUCUUUGCCAAGGGCCUCACCGUGUGAAAGACAGUCCAAGGAAGCAGAACUUGAAUGCAGUUGUUGUGAAGGGAAAUGGAGGUGCUGAAGAGGGCAGCAGUCUCCAGGUGAGUCCAAUGGUUUUGUUGAAUUCACUAAGAGUGAUCUCACCGGAAGAUCCUUUGGGAGAGGAUGCUAUUGUGCAACCGGUGUUGGAGGUGAUUGAGGUAUUCGUGGAUGUGUUUGCCAUGGAGCCCUAA